This is a messenger RNA of Oryzias melastigma (Indian medaka), 1571 nucleotides long. It is a transcript of the gene hdac12, whose product is annotated as histone deacetylase 12. The transcript is spliced from 8 exons. Bases 337 to 1356 code for a protein of 339 amino acids. Gene Ontology annotation, molecular function: histone deacetylase activity. The record is from RefSeq and is a predicted model, not a curated record. Lineage: Eukaryota; Metazoa; Chordata; Actinopteri; Beloniformes; Adrianichthyidae.
UUUGUUAUUCUACCAACAUAUAAUUAGUGUUUUUAAAAGUAAAAUAAAAAUUUAUAUAUAAAAAUAAAUAAAAUAAAAUAGUGGCAAAAUUAGACAUUAGUCUUUCUUACCAGUAGGUGGCAGUAUUAAACAAUUUAACCAUUACUUUUUAGCUGCUUUUUAACCAUUGCAGCUUGCUUGUUAUUUGACCUCCGUGACUGAAGGUGGCAGCACCGACGUACAAAACCACUCUUCAUCCUCCUUCCUGGGACACAGACGUUUAGUGCUUUCAUAACAUCUGAAAACAUGACUCUUUCAGACUUUCUAUGAGCGGAACUCGCUCAGCCUCAGACAGAAAUGACCGGCCUGAAGUUUGUUUUCUGCAAAAAGCCGCGCUUGAAAGCGCUCGUGCACGUUGGAUUCUGUAGAUGUUUCCACGCUGAACUUGUGAGGCUUGAGUCUAAGAAACUUCCCAUAAUUCAUCACAGCAAGUAUGUGUGCGAGCUUCCAGCCAACCACAGGUUUCCAAUGGGCAAGUUUCCUCGGGUUUUACACUUUUUACUAAAAGAUCAAGUUAUCACAGAGAAACAGGUUUGGGUCCCUGCAAUCGCCUCCAAAGAUCUGCUGAGCUGUGUGCACACAGACGACUAUCUGAACAAGUUCCUAAGUGGAAAAACAAGUGAGCAAGAACAGAGGAGGACGGGCUUUCCCUGGAGUCAGGGCAUCGUCUCACGCUGUCGAUAUGAAACGGGUGGGACCGUUCUGGCUGCUGAAGCUGCUCUGCAGAGAGGUCUGGCGUGCAGCACAGCAGGAGGAACCCAUCACGCUUUCCCCGGCUACGGCUCGGGGUUUUGUCUGCUGAACGAUUUAGCCGUCGCAGCCAAAUAUGUGAACAGUUCCUCUAAGAAGAAGGUUCUGAUCGUGGAUUUAGACGUACAUCAGGGGGAUGGUACUGCUUUCAUAUUCAAAGAGGAGCCAGCUGUGUUUACAUUCUCGGUGCAUUGUGGGAAAAACUUCCCCCUCCGCAAACAAGAAAGCGACCUAGAUAUCAGCUUGGAGGAUGGGCUUGAAGAUGAGGAGUACCUCUCCACGGUGGAGGCUCACCUGCCAUGGCUGCUGCAGACGUUUCGUCCAGACCUGGUUCUGUACGACGCAGGCGUCGAUCCUCACUGGGAAGAUGAACUCGGCAGACUUCGCCUCACCGACCAAGGGCUCUACCGGAGAGAUUUGUAUGUGAUGAAGACCACAGUGAAUCAAGGUGUUCCCAUCGCCACUGUUAUUGGUGGAGGAUACUCGAGAGACCUCGACAAACUGGCGCUCAGACACUCCAUCGUGCACAGAGCGGCCACACAGGUUUGGAGGGAGUGUGGAAUGUAAAACCCUCACCUGCUGAAUCAAGAUCUCCCAACGUUGGUGUUUGGGAAAUGUCUGCGCUGAUUAUUAGUGGAGCUCUGUCUCUGAACUGUUUCCAAGCUUUUGCUUUUGUGCACCAACACAUGGAAAAUAAAAUUAAACUACCAAGAUCAUCACAUUAAGCUGUAAAUCAGUGUAGUAAAAUAAAUGCAAACUAUUAAACUGGAUUUUUCUAAACC